UUGGUGGAAAAAUAGAGAUUUAAGGGGGAGUGGAGAGAGCAGCAGAGGCAGAGGCAGCAGCAGCAGCAGCAGCAAGAGGAGGGUUGAAUAGUAAACAUGUCACUUCCAAAGGGGCCACCAUGUGAAAUUUUGUGAAUUCUCUCUUCUUCUCUCUUCUUCUAUCUACAUCUCUCUCUCUCUCUCUCAUUUUUUUCCUUGGGUGAGAGAGUGAGUGAGCGAGAGUCUCAUUCAUAUUCAUUCAUCCAUCCAUACUUUUUUACGUCCCAUCACCAAACGCUCCUCCUCUCUCUCUCUCUCUCUCUCCUAAAACCCUCCCCCUUUCUCACUCACCCAAGAGGAAGAAAAAAAAAAAAAAAAAAAAAAAACCCAAGAGGCGAUCGAGAACCUUUCCCGUGAAAAGGAUCCACAGUACUAACAUCCCCCUCCUCUGAAACCUCACCAUCUCCAAAUAUUCAACCCUCACAUGGAGGAAGGGAGAGAGAGAGACAGAAAUAACCCACAAUUCAAAGCCUCAGCUUAGGGACCAGAAAGAGAAAAAAAAAACCCAUAUAUAUUAUAUACCCAGUUGAAAAUAUUUUAGCUUAAGUGCCAAAACAAAGAGACAAUGGAUUCAGCUUCAGGGGGAACCGGACCACCCGACCCGAAUACCAGCGGAGGAGAGGGCCCAUCAUCGGCAGCAACCGGGUCGAUAGCCGCGGCUGCUGGUGGUGCCGUUGUUCCAGCAGCAGCAGCCGAGGCCUCAUCGUCUCCAGCCCCGCCGAGCCGCUACGAGUCGCAGAAGCGGCGGGACUGGAACACCUUCCUGCAGUACCUCAAGAACCACAAGCCGCCGCUGACGCUGGCACGGUGCAGUGGGGCCCACGUGAUCGAGUUCCUCAAGUACCUCGACCAGUUCGGGAAGACCAAGGUCCACGCCGCCGGCUGCCCCUACUUCGGGCACCCCAACCCCCCUGCCCCGUGCGCCUGCCCGCUCAAGCAGGCCUGGGGCAGCCUCGACGCGCUCAUCGGACGACUCAGAGCCGCCUACGAGGAGAACGGUGGACGGCCCGAGUCGAAUCCGUUCGGGGCUCGGGCCGUCAGGAUUUACUUGAGGGAGGUGAGAGAAGGUCAGGCCAAGGCUAGGGGGAUCCCGUACGAGAAAAAGAAACGGAAACGGCCGACCGUUACGGCCACCGCGGUUGUCGGGAAUGUGUCGGCGGGUCCCUCUCAAGGAGGAGGUGAUGGCGAUGUCGGUGGUGGUGAUGGCGGCGGUGGUUCAAGUACCACUGCUGCUGAUGCUGCUACUACUAGUACGGCAGUAUAGGAGGUUCUCUCAUCACCAAUUUUCACCCUUCACCCCUCUUUUUUCUUUUUUAAUUUUUAAUUUUUUAUCUUUUAUAAUUAUAUCUUCUCUCUGUUUUUAAUUGUGAUUAUGAGGUAUGUAUAUCAGGCGAUUCUCUUAUAUAAUUGAAUCGACCAACCCAUGAACAAAUUUUUUAGAAAUUUCCCACCAUCUCGUGCUAGUUAAUUUCCAACUUAAUAUCAUAUGGAUCAUCAUCUUUACUCAUUUUA
Molecule: messenger RNA, 1551 nt
Organism: Prunus persica (peach)
Lineage: Eukaryota; Viridiplantae; Streptophyta; Magnoliopsida; Rosales; Rosaceae
Product: protein LIGHT-DEPENDENT SHORT HYPOCOTYLS 5
Exons: 1
Coding region: 605-1303 (232 amino acids)
Biological process (GO): mRNA transcription; response to light stimulus
Cellular component (GO): nucleus
Source: RefSeq, a predicted model, not a curated record